UUCCUUCUGUUCAUUAAAGGUCGAACUUCUCCAUCAAACAGUUUUCUGAAAACGGUUGUUGAUUUUGAAAAAUCAGUGUAUGAAAGCCAGGCUGUUGGGUCCUUUUAUACACAAUCGCCAGCCAGACUGAAGAAGAUUGAAAAGAUCAUCAAGUUAGCGGCAAAUCAGAGCAACCACCAAUCAUUCAUCCGCCGGUCUCUUGGGCAUGCGCUUUACACAGCCCGGGAGAUAGAGAAAAAGAAGCCUCGUAAGAAGCGCUGUAGCUUGUGCAGUGAUGCAAUGAAAAAGUUCAUGACAAUGAUUGAGAAGGAGAUUGGCAAAGACAAGUUUAAGAAGUUUGUUGGGAAAAAGAACUUGGAUAGAACUACGCUGAUGUUUGCUAUUGAUGACACAGGGAGUAUGGCUGAUGAAAUUCAAGCAGCAAAGGACAUCGCUACAUACAUUGUUAACUACCGGAGACCAAAUUUAGAAGUGGAUUAUAUCUUGUCGCCUUUCAACGAUCCAGGUAUGCGAAUUGUGUGUUAAGAGUGUUGCUUUGGAAAACCAUUUAUCAUAAAAUACGAACAAGGUGUGUAUAAAAGACUGAAACUUCAUUACUGUGUCUUUAAUCUUUAGAAAUAGGAAGGGCCAUUAAAAUUGAUGCUGGAACACAAAGCGGGAGAAAGUUUAUUGAAAAAAUUAGAGAACUUAGCCCGGAUGGUGGAGGUGACUGUCCUGAGAUGGCCUUCAAAGGAAUUAUAGAAGCCUUGAAUGAAGGCCCUGCAGAUGGCUCGCCCCUGUAUGUCUGGACUGAUGCACCACCUAAAGAUGCUACGCUGGAUAACAUCCAGGAGGUGACAACCCGUGCAAAACUAGCGGGUAUAAAUGUCUACUUUUUUGUAACAAGAGGCUGCGUUGACCCAUCGUCGCCUUCAACGCCAUUUGAGAACCUUGCAAGAGACACUUGUGGUCAGGUUUUUGAACUACCAAAGGAUAGCUCUAGUAUCGCUAAGAUGAAGAAAGUCACCAAACACCUUCUCGGUGGGACAUCUUGUUCUGGAGGUUUUGCAAUUAUCAUCCCACCUGGCAAAAAGAAGCGAAGUGUUUCCUCGUCUGUAUAUAGAUUGCUCGUGGAUGACACUAUGGAAAAAAUUAUUGUCACGGUUUCCAGUGAGAACAGUGGCGCGACGAUCAACCUAAAAGAUCCCCUGGGACAUUUUGUUACCUCUGGGAAGAGCGUGGUAUUCAAAGUGACAAUAUUUGAAUUGGAAAACCCAUCACCAGGAAUCUGGCAGUUGGUAGUGGCGUCAGAGGCAGGAAAGCACACAUACCUGUUGAAAGGAUCCAGUAGAACAAAUGUGGUGUUCGACUUUAUCUUUGUCAUUCCACGUCAAAUGGGAAGACCCCUGCCAAUUCCUUAUCCCUUAAAAGGUGAGUUGUUGUUUCUUAUUUGAUAAGACGGGAUCCAUCAGGAUAUUGAGUAAAUUUCAAUUUUCAGUGGACAAAAACCUUGUACCAGAAUAAUUUAAACAAUAUCGCAUUCUUUUUUCAAUUUUUCAAGGGUUAUAGAUACAAUUAGUUAUCUGUAAUAACACCAAAGACUAUUUCUCUUGGGAGCCCGAGAAAAUAAACGUAAAACUUCACUAGAAUUGGGAAAACUCAGGUAAAAUUCUGAAAAUUUCAUGUGUAAGAUGUCAUUUUCUGAAAUUUGAAAUUUAUUUUCUCGGGCUCUUGUCAGAAUUUUUCUUUGGUGUUAUUACAGAUAAUUAAUUACAUCCAUAGCCCUUGAAAAAUGUAAAAAAGAAUACAGUAUGGUUUAAAUUAUUCUGGUUCAAGGUUUUUGUCCGCUGAAAAUUAAAAUUACUCAAUUUUCUGAUGGAUUCCGUUUUAACUCUUCCUAGAACAGGUGUUUUUGACCACUCAAAAGAUUCAUGAAAUGAGAAAGGUCAUGGCUAAGAUUUGCAGUUGAAUAAUAAUCAUAGUUCUGGGCCACUUACAAGGUACUUUUUGUUUGUGGACAAAGAAAGAAAAAUUAUUUUCGACUUAUUUGUUUUUAUGAAUAAUAGUAUCAGCACUCUGACUUACAAGGGAAGGGGUGGAUUGUACCAAGAAGAUUUCUCUGGGCUCCUGUUUAUUUCAGUAACUACCGUAUAUAUUCGAAUAAGCGCCCAACCUCGAAUUACCACUCACCUCGAAUAAGCGCCCAUCCUAAAGGCAGAAAAAGUUAAUAAGCGCCAAGCCUCGAAUAAGCGCCCAGCCCCUCCUCCUCCCAAUCAAACUCAAAUAAGCGCUCACCCCCACCCCACCCACUUGAGUGAAUUAAUUCUAAUAAGAGACUUCCCCGAGGACGGAGUUUUGUUCAGAGUAUUUUACAGAAACCUUACUUUGUUACUUCUUCGCGUUUUGUUAUUAGCAUUUAUUGUUUUGUUGCAAAAUGAACAUAAAUCACUUGCUGAAAAUGGUGAAAAUUUAAAUAAGCGCCCAGCCUCGAAUAAGCGCCCAGCUCGAAUACGGUCCAAAAAUUUAAUAAGCGCCCAGGGCGGUUAACCGAAUAAAUACGGUAUUUGUAGCUGCUCAUGACGGAUUACGUCACUGACCCCCAGUAGCAUCGAUUACUUAAGUGUCCCGUAAGAUUAACAUCCUCUUGUAGAAAAAUUAAGCAAAUUAUCUUUUUAAGGUAAAAACGUUUCAAAAUAUCGUAACGUAACGAAACCGCUAGGGGGGAUUACAGCCACCACCUUUCUUGUACCAGGGUGAAGGGAUAAGUUUGCAUCUAUGUGGGUAAAGCUCUUCUUAGCAUUUUUGUACGUUUGCGUUUGGGGACUAAUAAUAACGGCGUACGGACAAUUAUACCAUAAACUACUCACGGACCAAAAACCCUGUAGUCGCGAUCAUAGCUCCCCUUACGCGAAACUUCUUUGGCAACUGCAGUGUUAUAUUAUAAAAGCAUCUUUAUUGCUUCGCACAAUUUAACCUUCUCUGCUCCCUGUCCCCUAAUGGUAGCUGGUGUGGAAAAGUUUCCUGAAUUCCUUGCUGCUCCAAAAUAUUUUAUUUUUCUUUAAACUUGCUUAAUGAUUCGGCAGUCUCGCUUAUCCACUUACCUAUUUGCCUUGUAUGUAAAAGUUUAUAGGGUAAACUUAAUAAUUAUUUUCAUGAUUGAUCGAUAGGACUGAUUUUCCCACUUCAAAAUUAAUAAAUGCAGAAAUCACGAAAAUGGUCCAUUUUUUCUUAGGUUACUUGUGGUUAAAAUUUAAAAAAGAAUAGUUUACUUCAAUCACCCUUUCCUUAACAUCUUACACCCCGCUUUAGGCAAUGCUGUUUUUUUUUCACCGAGGGCAAUAUAACUCAACAUCGUACAUUUCAGUGUGCCACUGUCAUAACCACAUCUGGUGGAGUAGCACAGCGGUCUCCAAAUUGACGUUAAUCGUAAACUUGCUCAUUAUCAGAUGCCCCUGUUUGCCGGGCAGCUCUGGUAUGUUCGUUGCGACAUGCAGUAGCACCUUUACACGACAUGCAAAACACCGUACAUGCGUGCCACCUGCCUGCUUUGCAGCCACAGCCCUCGGACUUGGAAUAAACUCCUGAAGAAUAAAAACAUCUGAUGUGUUGAGCAUGUGAAUCUGCUACUGGCGGAGUCGUAGCAGGUAGAGUGACGGACUGUAGAGACUUAGAAACCUCAUCCUUUCACCAGCCCAGCCAUAAUCCGUGGAUUCAAAGUCUGGCUGCUGCUCAGAUAAAGUGCGCCUCCAGAUGCAGCACUGGUAGACCCAGGGGCUUCGUUUCAGGCGGGACAUACGAUUGUUUGUAGCCUGCGUAGCAAGGGUUUCAACGCAAGUUUGUCGAAAAAGUUGCUAUCGUCCUAACUUUCUCGACAAACUUAUGCGUAAACGAUUGCUACGCAGGCUACAAACAAUCUAUAUAUAGAAGGUCGUGCCUGCGGCACGAACGGUGCAAGUCCGCCAGCUGAACAUCUGCAUUUCAAAAGCUACCGAAAACCCUCUAUGGUAAUGAGCUUUUUUGACGAAACGGUUCCCUUUAAAAGGUUCAUUCGUUGGAGACAAAAUGCAUAGUUUGGGUGUAGCUUCAGCUGCUCCUUUGUUCCCUUUCUUUGUUUGGCUAAACUUUUCAAACGUCAUGGAGUUACAAUUUAGUCCUACACUUUGUAGCUUGCCAAGACAAAAGCUGUGGAUUUUAGAAAUACAUCGGGAAAGUCAGCAGUCUUAUUGCCAAAAGGACUUCAGCUGAAUUUCCCUCAUUAAAGAAUUUUUAACCUCUUACCGUUUCCGAUACAGUGGGAGAUGGCGAGUGUCACACUCUGUAAGUGCAUGGGCUGGUUACUUGUUGGGUAUUGGGCUGGCAUAGCUUUUUACUUUAACAGUUAUGUCCACAUCUGCAUGUUCAGCUCUGCCUUUCUUAGGUGACUGCAUCACCAUGGGAUGUUUAAACCUCUAUCAAGGUAAUGGUACAGCAGCAGAGCAUAGACAUUUGUGUCAACUGCUUUGUUCUUUUCUUCCUGUGCUAAAGAUAUUGCUUGUGCUGUGACGAUUGUGUCUGCUUCGUGGAUUGUCUUAAGGUCGGCUCUCUAAUUAUCUUAAGCUUAAAUCCUUGGGUUGGGAAUGUCAGCUGCGAUGCGCCCUUUUUUUUUCUAUAUGUGAACUUAUGUGCCGUUUGCAGGUCUUACUCUCAGCUGCCUUUCUUCUAGUUCUUCCUUCCAUGAGGUACUCAUGAGUUUAUAUUACCAAACUGAUUCCGAAGAGCCCUCAUGCACAUGGGAUUCUUUUUCCUACACGUCAUUUUUGUUUAAUAUACCAGCAAAGACCAAUGUUGGUAAUGAAAUAGCUAGCAGCUACUAUAACGUCUGUUAGCAGAUGCACUCCUCCUCGUCUAAAUUUUGGGGGAAACUCUCUGGUAGGGAACAAUGGAUUUCAACAGCAAUUCUGUACAAUUGUAUUGUUGGUCUACAGUAAAAAGUGUAAAAUACUUUACGUCAUUUUUACGCAAUUGUGCAUUUACCCUUACACCUAUUCUUGGUUUUCAAGUGACGUCACAAAAAUCCAAACUCCAAAAUCGCAAGAGAAGAAGCUUUGGGCAAGAAUACCCUUGCAGACAGGAGAUAGUCCGUCGGCAGUUGUCCUCUAUUUGUGGGUCAACUUUCACACAUUUGAAAUGUGUUAGCGUUGCAUUUUAAGGUUCAAUUUGACCAGCUAUUUGUGCAGCGAGUUCUACGGUCACGAUUGACUUCAAACCUGAAGAUAUAAAACUGGAGAGUUCUGAGGCUUAUUUGCCGAAGUUAGAGAAAAAUCUGUCUUAGCCAGUUUCGAAAUAAUUGAAAUUUUUUGUAAAAGUGAGGUUUUAAGCAUAUGCCGAUAUUUCACACGUGUUUAUACCUACAAGAAAAUAAAUAACAAUUUCUUAAAGUUCGACCAUUGUUUAUUAAGGAUGCCAAAAAUCACAGAAAUUGGUUAAAUCAUUCCUUCCGAAAAACUCGAUUCAAAAACAUAUUUAACGCGCAUAUAAAUAGGUUCGGGCCACCUUAAGCAAUUGUCAAACCUUUAUUUGCUUAAUUAAGUUAGGUACACGGCAUACAUGUAAGACCGCAUGUAAAGGAGGUCUAGUUUAUAGUGUAAUUGCCGGAAAUGUGUUAGUUUUUUUGCUUUAGAUAUCUCAUAGAAACAUACUGUAUUAAUUGUACAUACUGUAUUUUAAUUGUCAUGUUAAUAAUGUUAAGUGAUAGUUUUCAAUUUUAAAUUGUACAGACGUGACGAAUUUUUACCAUGUUUAAAUAAAGAUUUGAUUGAUUGAUCUUGAUUCAAAACUCAGUCCAAAUCAACUGAUAAAUGCGUAACCCCCAAUUAUCAAACCAAGAUGUAAUCUUAAUUCUUUAUUCUUUUUUUUCAGCGAUAACUGCCCACGUAAUCCUGAUUGUGAGCGGAGCUGAAAAGUUGCAGCCCAAUACGCUACAACUAUAUAUUCUGGGCACCGAUGGAAGACGUCUUCACUCAACCCGUCUCCGAAAAGUCGGAAGACAUGGUGUGCAUUUCUCAGCCUCCUUUCCUACUCCCGAGGUACCCUUCAAGAUGCAAAUAAAAGGCAACACGAAGAGGGGCGUCCAGUUUGAACGCAGCUCUCAAAGCACGGUGGAACCAAGCCAUGUAGUUGUCAAAGUCCUGUACGCCCGAAAUGAGUUCACUGCCCCAAAAUCCGGAUACGAAUUCGCCAUGUUCUUAAUAAUUAACUCUGGAGCUACCGAAGAGUUCGACUUCAAAAUUAAGGAAACUGUCAACUUUGAGGUCCGCACAUCCGCAAACACGACGAUGGUUUAUCAGUACCGCCAAGCCGUCAUAUCCGUCCGUUUCUUUGCCAAACGUUCGGCUGUCCCUGGGAACACUGAAGAUUUGUUGGUUACUGUCACUGGAAAAACUUCGGGUGUCACCGCCAGUGAAAUCGUGAGCUUGAUGGUUGGCCCUUGA
Porites evermanni is the source of this 6449-nucleotide messenger RNA. NCBI's taxonomy places the organism in Eukaryota, Metazoa, Cnidaria, Anthozoa, Scleractinia, Poritidae. The record is from the annotation of a GenBank genome assembly.